AUGUCAGCCAGAAAUAUCAUCACAAGUUUGUAUCCCUGUUACAUUAGCCAAUUGCUUAUUGGUUGUGCUCCAAUUAAAAUAACCGAAAUUAGAAGUAACUUGCAAAUAAAACAUCGACGGGUUUAUGAUUAUUCCACAAUUCUCAUUCUGCUUCUUAUUAUUUCGUUCAUUUAUUAUCGUUAUUCCUUGAUGGAUUUUUACGAUUUUAAUAGUAGCGCUUUAGUGAAAUUUAUGACAACGGUGUAUUUUGUUAUUGUGAGUGGAUUAAUUUCAACGAAUGUGAUUUAUUCAAGAGUUCAACGACAAGUAAUGACUCAGUUUUUAUACAAAAUUUACACAGUUGAUAAGAAAAUGCGAAAUAUUGGUAUUAAACUGAAAUAUGAGAAUAUCCAGUAUUUUUCAACCAAAGUUCUCCUGACUGGCUUUGCUACUUUUACAAUCUAUUUAAUUUGUCUAUUGACGACUCAAGGAUUCCAAAAUCGAAUUCAAGGAUUAAUUACUUAUGGACUUUUAUAUUUGGCUGUUCUCCAUUACAUUUCAUCCACUUGUUCCUUUAUGACCACAAUUCAAAUAAUAACCAACAUGGCUGAAAAUUUGAUGAAAAAAACGGAAGACUUGCUCAUUUACAAGUCGUUCUAUCGACAAAUUCCCUUGAGAGAAAUGAUGAAGUUGCACCAAGAAAUCUACGAUUUGUUACAACUCUCGACUAAAAUUUUUGCAGCACAAGUUUUAUUCUCAUUCUCUGUCGCUUUUGUCAUUAUCACAUUUCAAAGUUUUAGUAUUAUAUGUGCCGUUUAUAACAACAGUCCGUAUCUCAGAUACUCUAUUGCUUCAGCAAUUUGGAUUGUGGUUUUUGUGACUGAAAAAAUGGUGUUGACUUUUUCUUGUCACAAAUGCAUGUUUCGGUCGAUUGAGUUGAGACAAAAAUUAGGAAAAUAUGCAGUGGCACAUUCGAAAAAUAAAUUACUUGUGAAGGAGGUUUGUGGGACUGCAACAACUUAUAUAAUUCUACUUCUACAGACUGAUCAUAAAGUCGAUUUAAUUUAUUCAAUGAAAAAGGUUUUUGGGGUCUUCUAA
Tribolium castaneum (red flour beetle) is the source of this 1077-nucleotide messenger RNA. RefSeq lists its product as uncharacterized. The record is from RefSeq and is a predicted model, not a curated record. Gene Ontology annotation, cellular component: membrane. Bases 1 to 1077 code for a protein of 358 amino acids. Gene Ontology annotation, biological process: sensory perception of taste. Lineage: Eukaryota; Metazoa; Arthropoda; Insecta; Coleoptera; Tenebrionidae. The transcript has 3 exons.